Acanthaster planci (crown-of-thorns starfish) is the source of this 1968-nucleotide messenger RNA. RefSeq lists its product as uncharacterized. The record is from RefSeq and is a predicted model, not a curated record. NCBI's taxonomy places the organism in Eukaryota, Metazoa, Echinodermata, Asteroidea, Valvatida, Acanthasteridae.
CAACGCUAAGAAAUUCUCAACGUCAUCACACGUACCGGUGAUAGCACCAACUAUAUCAUCGAUGUAUCGCCGGUACAUUAACGGCAUGCGCACACAAAUUAGAACAAUAUUAUGCAUAUUCAGUAGGUGUGGGACUAUUAUAUAAGCUCACAAGCGAUGUGUAGAAUCUUACCCUAUUAAACCCCGCUUUUGUUCUCACGAUGGCGCGACCUUUGGUGUCUUUCGUAUGUGUGCUAUGUGCGUGCUCAGUCAUUUCGUUGGUCUUGGUCUCUUACAAUAAAUAUCCAUCCAACGUCCUCGCUAACCAAGAAGUUUGGUUACCGAAGCCUCGGAUCGGUUACACUGAGGCGGGAGACAGAACUGAUCUUAUCGCCACUGAGGGCCAUACUCUUACGCUAACCAUCCGCAUGUCAGCCGUGCCCAAGCUUAUAACGCGUCUCUACUGCGAUCUCCUCCGAUCUGCUGUCCUGUUCUGGUCGUCGAAGCUGGGCCACAUCAGUGUAAUACUGGACAAGGAAUCGGAGGCGGACCAUCGGUUCGCAGCGACGCUGAGCCGGCACGAGCGCGAACUUGGAGUCAAGUUUGACUUUAUGUACGAGCCUCUACCCAAGAAACCUGCCAUUUUGAAAAUGGGAAGAGGUGGAGGAUACGGUCGUCGACUCUGGAGCAGCUUCUUCAUGGAUCUGUACAUCAACUCGUCCAUUAUUGCUUGGAUUGACACAGAUGCGAUGUUCACGACUCCUGUCACCCCUGAAAACAUCUUCAACGGCCACCGACUCCGAGUGGUAACCUUUACUGACUGGAGCAGAAUGCAUCGUAACGGUUGUUAUGAAGCCACAAAACUUGCACUCGGCAAGGACAUGGUGGCGGAUUUCAUGACACAUUUCCCCGCCUAUAUUUGGAGAGAUACCAUAACAAAUUGCAGAAAUCACAUGCUGAAGCACAUGAAGGUGACCCGCUUGGACGACGCCUUUCCCAAACUGGUCAAUCUCGUUAGCCCAGUGAACGUGAUUUUAAAUUACGCUUACUACUUUGAGAAUGAUCGUUAUGACUGGCAUUUAGAUGUCAACAAAGAUCAGGAAGCCUACAACUUGAAACAACUUCCUCGCGGUUUGAACAUCAAACCCAAUGAGACUAUACCAGAGGUGCGUGUCACCGUACACGAGAAAUACUACCAAAAACCGAAGGAGCCCAACCCUUUACUGCAGGGCUACUGUGUUGCAAAACGUUUCGUGGGCCCACUGCCCGCUAAUUGCCAAACAUUUGAAAAUGUCACCAACUUUCAGCUGUUUGAGUUUAGCUGGUUCCCAGGCAUCAUUCAGAGCCACAUCUGUACAUGGUGUGGAUCAGACGAAGGUCGCCGAGACUGUGUCCGGCGUCUGGAAGCCCACUACAAGAACGUGAAGACGUACUACAACCUGGGAUGGUUUGAUUUGAAUUUGAGACGGGUGCGCGCCGUGGAGAAAGUGGCUGCACAGGAGAAUGCCAUGUGUCCCAAAAUAUUCGAUUUUGAUUAAAGUGAAAGAGUCAGUGGUUUUAAUUCCGCAAGAACCUUUUAACAGUAUCUAUAGUUAUCGCUAAACAGGUUCACUUGUAAUUAAAUGUACGUCAAUGAAGGUGACCUUUUUAAGGGGAGAUUCUAUGCUUGCUCUUUCUUGUGCACCUGCGCUGCACCUGCGCUGUUUUCAUAAUUAAGUAUGAAACACUUUUUUUCAGGUUUCCAUAUUGUUAAUUACCAAACUCUCUCAAGUGCAUAUAGAUGCAUUAGGUGACAUUUUGGAAACGAAAUCAGUGAUGCACGCAAAUCUAUAGAAAAGCAUGCAAAAUAUAAAUAGAAAGUCUAUCAUCCCUGGAUUAAAAAUAAAGAAAGAAACUGGUCACAACGUAUGCAAGUUGUCACUUUUCGCAGUCUUUUACUUCGUAGGACACUUACUUAAGUAAAGCAGUGGCGUAAAUUUGAGCCGGAAA